AUGGCUACCAAAGCCGGCCCCGUGCGGAUCGGCGUCUUCAUCCCCGCCGAGACCCAGCUGCUCGACCUCGCCUGCGUCGACGUCCUCGCCAUGAUGAGCAAGCAGUACCUCUCCGCCAUCACGGAGCUGCCGCGCGCCACCGUCGACGCCGCGCCCAGCGUCGAGGUCGUCUACGUCACCUCGGCGGCCGCCGCGCUCUUCGUCACGCUGACGGCCGGCAUGACCGUGCGCGCCACGCACGACCUCUCGCACGCCGACGUGCAGCCCGGCAGGCUGGACGUCCUGCUCGUCCCUGGCCCGGACCCGUCGUCGACCUUUGAGAAGGACGUGCUGGACUUCCUGCGGGGCCACUACGAGAACCCCGGCACCGACGUGCUGAGCGUGUGCACGGGCAUCCUGCUCUGCGGCGCGGCGGGCAUCAUAGAGGGGAAGAGGGUGUGCGGGCCGCGGGGCAUGCAGGACGUGCUGCGGAAGCGGUUUCCGGGCGCCAGGUUCGAGGGGGAGAAGUAUCGUUGGCUUCAGGAUGGGAAUCUCUGGACGAGUGGUACGUACACACCUACAAUGCACAGUGCACUGAUUAAUACUCCGUGA
Messenger RNA from Thyridium curvatum, 591 nucleotides. RefSeq lists its product as uncharacterized. NCBI's taxonomy places the organism in Eukaryota, Fungi, Ascomycota, Sordariomycetes, Thyridiales, Thyridiaceae. The record is from RefSeq and is a predicted model, not a curated record. The coding region runs from base 1 to 591 and encodes 196 amino acids. The transcript has a single exon.